Messenger RNA from Tinamus guttatus (white-throated tinamou), 2468 nucleotides. RefSeq names its product acyl-CoA synthetase long chain family member 4 (gene ACSL4). Gene Ontology annotation, biological process: neuron differentiation; long-chain fatty acid metabolic process; long-chain fatty-acyl-CoA metabolic process. Lineage: Eukaryota; Metazoa; Chordata; Aves; Tinamiformes; Tinamidae. The record is from RefSeq and is a predicted model, not a curated record. Gene Ontology annotation, molecular function: arachidonate-CoA ligase activity. Gene Ontology annotation, cellular component: plasma membrane; lipid droplet; endoplasmic reticulum.
CUGCUUCGUUCUUGCCUUCUUCAGAGCUCGGGCCCUCAGAACACAAUAAGAGACUUUGUUUUUUUAAUUCGCAAUGAAACUUAGGCUAGAAGUGUGUGCCAUUCUCUUGCUGCCUGUGUACGUGUUGAUAUCUGUGUACAGUAUGCUUGUAUUUAUUCCAUGGUAUUUUCUUACCAAUGCCAAGAAGAAAAAGGCUAUGGCAAAACGUUUAAAAGCUAAACCGGUCUCGGACAAGCCCGGAAGCCCCUACCGGUCUGUCGCGCAUCUCGACUCACUCGCACACAUCAACAUCCCCGGGGCAGACACGCUGGACAAGCUCUUUGACCACGCUUUAGCCAGGUUCGGCAAGAAGGACUGCCUGGGGACCAGGGAAAUACUGAGUGAAGAGAAUGAAAUGCAACCAAAUGGAAAAGUGUUUAAAAAGUUAAUCUUAGGGACUUACAAAUGGUUAUCGUAUGAAGAAGUCAAUCAGAAAGUGAAUCACCUGGGGAGCGGCCUGGCUGCGCUGGGCCUAACGCCCCGCAGUACCGUGGUGAUCUUCUGUGAGACCCGAGCAGAAUGGAUGAUUGCAGCACUAGCCUGCUUCAAGUACAACUUUCCCCUUGUUACUUUAUAUGCCACCCUGGGUGAAGAGGCAGUAACUUAUGGUCUCAAUGAAUGUGGGGCAUCAUAUCUGAUCACAAGCGCAGAACUUCUUGAGAGCAAACUUAAGACUGCACUGACAGAAGUCUCCUGUCUUAAACAUAUCAUUUAUGUGGAUAAGAAGACUAUCAAUAAAUCAGAAUACCCUGAAAACUUGGAGAUUCAUAGUAUGCAAACAGUAGAAGAGCUGGGAGCCAAACCAGAGCAUUUAAGUGUUCUGCCAAGCAGACCUGUUCCGACAGACUUGGCCUUAGUCAUGUACACUAGCGGCUCCACCGGGAGGCCUAAAGGAGUGAUGAUGAUGCAUAAGAACCUGAUAGCUGGAAUGACCGGGCAGUGCGAGAGGAUACCUGGGCUGGGGCCCAAGGAUACUUACAUUGGUUAUUUGCCUCUGGCCCAUGUAUUAGAAUUGACAGCAGAAAUUUCUUGUGUUACUUACGGCUGCAGGAUUGGAUAUUCCUCUCCGCUCACACUGUCAGAUCAGUCAAGUAAGAUUAAGAAGGGAAGCAAAGGAGACUGUACUGUACUAAAGCCCACACUGAUGGCAGCUGUGCCUGAAAUAAUGGACAGAAUUUAUAAAAACGUCAUGAGUAAAGUUCAAGAGAUGAACUAUAUUCAGAGAACCCUGUUCAAAAUAGGCUAUGACUACAAACUGGAACAAAUCAAAAGGGGGUAUGAUGCACCUCUUUGUAACAUAUUAUUAUUUAAAAAAGUAAAGGCAUUACUAGGAGGGAACAUCCGUAUGAUGCUUUCUGGAGGAGCACCACUCUCACCUCAGACACAAAGAUUCAUGAACAUCUGUUUCUGCUGUCCAGUUGGGCAAGGCUAUGGAUUGACAGAAACAUGUGGAGCUGGAACCAUUACAGAAGUUGCUGAUUACAGCACUGGCAGAGUUGGAGCACCUCUUAUUUGUUGUGAAAUUAAAUUAAGAGACUGGCAAGAAGGAGGUUAUACUAAUAGAGACAAGCCUAAUCCUAGAGGAGAAAUUAUAAUUGGUGGGCCUAAUGUCUCCAUGGGAUAUUUUAAAAAUGAAGAGAAGACCUCAGAAGAUUUCUCCAUUGAUGAGAAUGGCCAGAGGUGGUUUUCAACUGGAGAUAUAGGGGAAUUUCAUCCAGAUGGGUGUCUGCAGAUCAUAGAUCGUAAAAAAGACCUGGUAAAGCUACAAGCAGGAGAGUAUGUAUCUCUGGGCAAGGUAGAGGCUGCACUGAAGAACUGUCCAUUGAUUGACAAUAUCUGUGCUUAUGCCAAAAGUGACCAGUCCUACGUGAUCAGUUUUGUGGUUCCUAACCAGAAGAAGCUGACAGCUUUAGCCGAGCAGAAAGGCAUCACGGGAACCUGGGUAGAUAUUUGUAACAAUCCUACAAUGGAAGCUGAAAUACUGCGAGAAAUUAAAGAAGUGGCAAACAAGAUGAAAUUAGAACGGUUUGAAAUCCCCAUCAAAGUACGGUUAAGCCCUGAACCAUGGACACCGGAGACUGGGUUAGUAACAGAUGCUUUCAAGUUGAAAAGGAAAGAACUGAAAAACCAUUACCUCAACGACAUCGAAAGAAUGUAUGGAGGCAAAUAAACUUGAGUUGUGUUGACUAGACAGUUGUGCAGAAGUUUUCGUGACUCAAUUUUGGAUGUCCUUAUAUACUGUAGUUAUCACGUGUUCAAGAUAAUACACAAAAUGGAUGAAUGUUUCUAUAAUCUCUAAUGACAACAACAAAGGAGAAAAAGAAAAACCUUAGACUCCAAAUUCCUAGUUACUAGCAGAAAACAUUGAUGCUCUUUAGUGUUCAAUGUGAUUAUCUCCAGUUUUGAGGUGGACAUUAAUUACAUGACAC